Molecule: messenger RNA, 684 nt
Organism: Vicia faba (fava bean)
Lineage: Eukaryota; Viridiplantae; Streptophyta; Magnoliopsida; Fabales; Fabaceae
Source: the annotation of a GenBank genome assembly
AUGACCGACCAGUCGCAAGAAGAGAUCAAUGCUUCUAAUUUGCUCGAUGUUAAGGUCUUGACUAAACCAUACAUGAUUCUUGAGAUGAAUCUUUCAGAAGCUUUAAGUGAAACCUUAUUCGUUGUUGAUGCUUCUAACUUGAGUAGUUAUCAAGUCAUUGAGUCAUCAAUUUUUGAUUUUUUUAUGGCUUCCAUAAUCAAAGGUUUUCUUCCUUUUGUUGUUGGUCACGAUUGUUAUAGCAAGGAGAAGACAACAAAUGAUGUAGAUAACAAGCGACUAGGGUAUUUACCAAUGACCGUCAUAAGAGAUUUCAAUCUCGCCCUUACCCUGCCUACACUUCUUCUCUCAGAUCCAACUAACUUAGUAUCCAUUUCGCCUCCUUUGCUCGCCCCACCAUGGCUACAACGCUCAAUUUACUCAAGACCACUUAAGGCCCCACCCUCAUCCAAGGUAAACAACCUUCCUCUCUAUUUCCAAUUUGAACAAAAUAGUUUAUUUGAAACUCAUUCUCACUGUACACCCACAAUUGGUAGUCGAAUUUCUAGUGUGUAUAUGUUAAAAUGUUCAUCAUAUGCUUAUACUAAUAUUGUGUCCUCAUGUGAAGCCCGCAAUCUAUUUGUUAAAAUGCUCAACCCACGUGAGUUCUCUUGUGUCAUUUUUACAAGUCUAUUGAGUAUGAUGUGA